UUCGAAAACAAAAGGUUCCUGACUUAGAAAUCCUCGACCUUGGUGUAACUAAUAUCGACGUUGAUAUUGCAAUACCAAAAAAUUUGGCCGACCGAAUAAUGUCUGUUUAUGCAAAUUUAUUACUGCAAAAAUCUCUUGGUCGAAAUAGUGAUUCGUUUCUUUCAAUGAUGCGCUAUAUACCAAUCGAUCAAUCUGAUGAACCAACUUAUAGGGUUACCCUUGGAUAUAGUUAUCCGACAAAUCUUGAUAUUAAAGAUAACAUAUUAAUUGAUGAUAAUGAUCCUGAAUCUGUCAUAAAACAUGCAAUUUCAAGAAUUAAACAAUUACGUCCACCCUGUGAAUUAACAGAUCUAAUGCUUAAAUUACUUUCACUUGUUCCAUUCUCUCAUCCAGGUAAAAAGUAUCCAUUUCGAACGUAUCACCCUCCACGACAUCGUCAACUUCGUGAUAUUAAUCCAUUAUCUGUCCCACCCUGGAAAAAUGAUAGAAUAAUUUUGUUAGGUGAUGCUGCUCAUGCUAUGAAUUCACUAUUAGGAUUAGGUGUAAAUAAUGCAAUACAAGAUGCAGAUCUAUUGACCAAGGAAUUACUUAAUUAUGAAAAUGAUGAUUUAAUCGCAUGCAUUCGACGAUAUAACGAAAAAAUGCGAGUUCGAUCAUCUAAAGAUGUUAUGAAAUCACGUAACAUGGCAUUAAGACAACGACGUCCGUUGGGAAAUUUUAGCCUAGCCAUUAGAUAUUCUAUGUUAAGA
Molecule: messenger RNA, 749 nt
Organism: Dentiscutata erythropus
Lineage: Eukaryota; Fungi; Glomeromycota; Glomeromycetes; Diversisporales; Gigasporaceae
Source: the annotation of a GenBank genome assembly